Molecule: messenger RNA, 4673 nt
Organism: Acanthoscelides obtectus
Lineage: Eukaryota; Metazoa; Arthropoda; Insecta; Coleoptera; Chrysomelidae
Source: the annotation of a GenBank genome assembly
CCUAGCCAACAGCGAACACCUGUUACUCGCGCCAUUGUUCGCCGAAGAGCCGGCUAGAUCAGAUCGUAAUUAUAAUCAACGCGCUGCACUCAGUGAAAAUGUCCGAACAAACAGCGAAUAAAGAGAACAACGUCGAAGAGCAGAAACCCGCUGCGAAGGCCGAAGAGGUGAAAGAAAACGGCACCGGAGAUGCUACGCCGGCAAACGAAGCGGUCGAAACAAAAGAAAAAGAAGCACCUCCGAAAGAAAUGCGUGCCGUCGUCCUCACCGGUUUCGGGGGCCUGAAGAGCGUCAAAAUCCUCAAGAAGCCGGAGCCUACGCUCAAUGAGGGCGAGGUACUCAUCAGGGUGAAGGCAUGUGGACUGAACUUCCAAGACCUGAUGCUCCGGCAAGGUGCCAUCGACUCCCCUCCGAAAUGUCCCUUCAUCAUGGGCUUCGAAUGUGCCGGGGAUGUCGAACAAGUUGGGGAGGGCGUUGAAGGGUUUGCGAUUGGCGACAGAGUAGUGGCACUACCCGAGUACCGCGCUUGGGCCGAGUUGGUAGCCGUACCAGCGAAGUACGCUUACAAACUCCCAGAAGGAAUGUCCUAUCUAGACGCGGUUACCAUCACCAUGAACUACGCCGUCGCUCAUGCUCUACUCUUCGAAAUCGCUGGAAUUGGCGAAGGAAAGUCCAUCUUGGUGCACAGUGUUGGAGGAGGAGUGGGUCAAGCGGUAGCUCAACUAGCCAAGACCGUUCCCAACGUGACAGUCUUCGGCGUGUGCUCCAAAUCCAAACACGAAGCGCUCCAAGCCUCUGGUGCUCCUGUUGACAAGCUUCUAGAUCGUGCUUCUGAUUACGCAGCAGAGGUUCGCAAACAGCAGCCUGAAGGUGUUGAUAUCGUCCUCGAUUGCCUGUGCGGCGAGGAAUGCCAAAAGGGAUAUUCUCUGCUCAAGCCUAUGGGGCGAUAUGUGCUCUACGGGAGCAGCAAUGUAGUUACAGGGGAAACCAAGAGCUUCUUCAGCGCUGCUAGAGCGUGGUGGCAAGUCGACAAGAUCUCUCCCUUGAAACUGUUCGACGACAACCGCACCAUUUCCGGUUUCAACUUGAGACGACUCAUGUUCCAACAAAAUGGAGAGGGUUUCGUCAGGGAGACCAUCCAAAAAGUGUUCUCGCUAUUUGAACAAGGCAAGGUCAAGCCGGUGCUCGAUACUACAUGGGCUCUAGAAGACGUGGCUGAAGCUAUGCAGAAGAUGCACGAUCGUAAGAACAUCGGCAAGAUCAUCCUGGAUCCGAGCUUGGAACCGAAACCGAAACCGGCCACCCCAGCGAAGGGUAAGAACAAGGAAGACAAGAAGAAACAGGCUUCCGAAGAAAAGAAGGACUCCGAGGAGAAGAAAGAGGAAGAAAAGAAGGAAGAGAAAAAGGAGGAGAAAAAAGAGGAGAAGAAAGAGGAAGCUACUGCCAACGGCGAAUCAGGAGAUAGCGCAAAGUAAUAAGAACGGCUUUGUGCGUUAUUUAGGUUAUGUUAUAUGUUGGUGUUGCGUGGCAAUUCAGUGGAUCAUUUUUUGUGCCAUUUGAAAAAUUAGCCCCUUGACCGUAUAUGGAAUAAGGGCUAUUAUCCAUCGAAAUUGUCCGAAAUUUUACUGAAUUGUCACGAAUAUUUUAAUUUACUUGUAUUUUGAAACCGUACGGUCCUAACGACACUUUGAGCAUACGUUUUGAAUCAGACGUUAUUGAGAAAUGUUUGGCUUAUAACGAAUUUCGUACCAUAUAUUGCAUUUUUAUACUUAUUUUUUUAAAACGUAUCUGCGAUUUUGUAUACAGAUCUCAACGCAUAUAUCGACCAUACAUUCUGAGCUGUGUUAUUUUUAUAAAAUCUACAGUGUGGUGACGGUUUUAGGGACCUAACAUUUCGUCUAUCAGUAUUUAAGCGGUAAUUUAGAACGUUUUGAUAUACACUGAAAUUCAUUUACGUCUUUUGGCGCCACAUUCGACGUGUACGAGAGAGAGAGAAAGUGCAACGCCAUGCAAUACGUGUGUUAAAAAGAGAGCGUCACAAAACAUUUACACUGAAGAAGGUAAGUCAUGUGUUAUCCAUAGGAUGAUUUGACUUAUGUCAUUGUCAAGGCGCCAUUUUUUUUACGAGGUUGUGCAUGGAGCCACAUGCAACGUUGCCAGCUCUUCGCGUAAAUCUGAGGAUGUAAUUUGUAUUGGAAGAUUUCAUAACGUCGUGUGUUAGUAACAAUCAUCCACAUCGCCUGCCGAUAUUUGGGGGAGGGUUCGAUUUCGAUGCGGCGUUGUCAAGUUGUCAAUUUGGAGACGAAUUUGCAAAAUGUUGCCAUACUGUAGCGUAAGUACGAGGUGUCCCACUAUAAAUUGACCGCCUCUCAACUUUUUAGCAUGAAUUUUGAGAAAAAAAAGUUAUAUACAAGACUUUUAGAGCCUAAUAUAAAGUUUUUGCGGCAAUGUCUUUUUUAUAUACCGGGUGUCACAGAAAAGUGCUAUCGAAUUCCUUUUUUUUUUUAAAGGUACACCCUGUAUAUGUUUCAAGUUUUCGACCAAUCUAGUGAUAAUAAGUAUGAUAAACUAUCUAUAUUUGUUAUCAGAAAAAAGCGACUAUCAUUGUCACUAAAAAUGUACAGGGUAUUUGUUCCAUUUGAAUUCUACUUUUUCGGGAUACCUUGUAUAUAAAAACAUAAGUUAGAGGGGAUCAAUUUAUAGCGGGACACCCUGUACCUAAUAGUAUACAUAUAGAGGAUUAGUCAAAACAUUUUGAGACCAAUGAUUUUACUUAUAUUUUUUUACACUGUUUCGUAAUUUUCGUCCCUGUCUUUGCGUUUCAUAUUUCUAAUGGUGCUUUUUCGUGUAUCGUGUAUCUAAUGAUUCCAAUCUAGCUUAUUUUUGUACUAUAACGGCACAUAUCUGUGUGUAUCAGACCAAAAACAUCAAACGUGGUAAUUAGGUAGCGUUUGAAGACAGAACGAAAAACAUAUUUUUCCAUAAUUAGUUUUUUCACUCAAUAGUUCAAUCAAGGACAAAUAAGUAGUUUGGAUGAAUCUUCGCCCUUGUAUUUUUGCUAUUGCUAUUUUUUAACAUUUGGAAGCAUAUCAACUUUUCUGAUGAAAAUUUUACACUCACUUUUCUAUCAGACGCGACCGGUGCUGUCAAAAACACAGACCGACAGGAUUUUUUAGCCAGAAACGACAGAUAUUUGAUGCCCUGAAUCUGAAUCCGAUUAUUGCGUAUAUUCGAGGUUAUGCAAAAAAAAAUCAUAGAUAUCAUCAAGUCAAAUGCCUGAGUUUUUUAAAUAUCUCUUUUUUUUCGCUGAGAUAUGACACUUUAAAUUUAUCAUUUGUUUUGAGGGGCUUAAAUGAUGACCUUGACCGUCAUAUUGAAGAACAUUUCAAGGUCAAGCGAACGUUUUUAACAUCGGAAUUGAAAAGAGAAGGAAGUUUUAAGUCAAAAUAUGGCAUCACCAUGACCUUGUCUAUUUCCUUCAAGGGCAUCUCAAGGUCUAAUCAGUUGCGAGGGAUUCAUUUUUUCACUGGAAAUAUGAGUAGAAAACUUUACGUCUGAAUGAGGAUUUUCUUUGUAAAUUUCGACAAUUUAUAUGGCCGAGGUCAUGGUCAAGGUCACCUUUGGGUGAUCCCACAAACCUCAUAACCGUGAAGAUCAAGUUCGGAAUUGAUGACCCUAAGCAUGAAAUUGAGGGUCGUUUCAAGGUCAAGUGAACGUUUUCAGAUAGAUCCGUCAAGUGUGACCUUGAUGAUGACCUUCAAGGUCAAGUCAACAUUUCCAUAGGAUUUUUUAUACCGAAAAUGGGAAGUGCAAAACUGACAGGUUUAUGUGACAAUUUUGUUUUGACCUUGAAUAUUAUGGCCAAUUUCACUGAUGGGUGAUCCCCGCAACUGUGCUGUCGAACUUUUUGGCAAAUUGUGUUCGAUGCCUUGAUUUGAUCUUAUGCCCACAACCCCUCCUACACUGUCAAGGCCGAGUUUAACGUUCUUACUUUCGAGUGAACAACUUUUUUAACGAAGAAAUACUUUCUUCUGAUAGAAGCUAAGCUUUGUAGAUACAGUCAAACAUAGUAAAGUUCAAAAAAUGAAAACUUUGAAGUACCAUAUCUCAGCGAAAUAAAAAGAUAUUCAAGUAAGCUCAACCGCAUUUGAAAGGGCAAAGCUUGUAUUUUGAGAUUUUGGGAAAAACCCACUUUCCACAUAACCUUGAAUACAAAAAUCGCUCAAGGUUAGGACAUCUCGGAAAGUAGACCCGGCUGAGAGUUUUGGGAUUCCGAUUGAGGUUAUCAAAAAUCUUAUAGAAAGUAUACUUUGGUUUCUGGCUCAUGUUUGUCGGUCUGUGAAAUCGAUUCUUUGCUCACAAGUCGAAUAUUUAAGCCACUCCCGUAGCUAGACGUAAUUUUAAGGAAACGCUCUUCGCAGACGCCUAAAAAUGUGUUAAGAGUGAUUGUAAAUUUUUUUGUGGAGUAUAUUUUAAUAUAAGGAGUAUGUAAACUUCUAUGAUGCUGUAUUUGUUAAAGCUGCAAUUUAUAAUCUUACAGUUACGCUAUAAAAAAUACCUAUAUUAGUUGCUAUUAAUUGCUUAAAUAUAAUAUAUAUGUACAUGUAAGACUGAUGUGUUAACGCUAUUGCAUAUUGUUUGGAUGCCUGUAUUAUAAAUCUGUAUAAUUCUAA